Messenger RNA from Rana temporaria (common frog), 5285 nucleotides. RefSeq names its product SATB homeobox 1 (gene SATB1). Gene Ontology annotation, molecular function: DNA-binding transcription factor activity, RNA polymerase II-specific; RNA polymerase II cis-regulatory region sequence-specific DNA binding. The transcript is spliced from 13 exons. The record is from RefSeq and is a predicted model, not a curated record. Gene Ontology annotation, biological process: chromatin remodeling; regulation of transcription by RNA polymerase II. The coding region runs from base 1504 to 4062 and encodes 852 amino acids. NCBI's taxonomy places the organism in Eukaryota, Metazoa, Chordata, Amphibia, Anura, Ranidae.
CAGCCUCCCCGGCCAUGCCUUUCCGCCUCCAUGCAGCCGCCCUUCCCCUCGCACUGCUCCCUCUUAUUCUGGCUAUUGUGUAUAAUCUCCGCGCAGCCGCCUCACUCUAAUCAAGAAGAUUAGAGAUUCUUGCGCGUCCGGAAAUCCCAAUUCCCCCCCCCCUCUCUUCUUCUCCCCCUCCUCCACCCUGGUACACCCCCUCAUCCAUCUCACCUCUCACCUGCCUGCUAAAAGUCCCCUAUGGACCGUCCUCCUCCCCGGCCGGCCCUUUUCCCGUCUCCCCUCUCCGUUCUUCAUCCCCUGGCCGCUGCCAUUGCUCCCAGCCCGGCCGCUCUCCUCCUCCCCCUCUCAUCAUGUCUCUCCUCCUCCUCCUCCUCUGUCUCUCUCCCAGGACGUCGGCUGAUCCGGGGCCGCCAGGGAAGGGCUUGGGGCUGCGGGAAGGGAGCCGGUGGCCUGCCUGCUGUUAUUUUGUAUUAAAAUGAGGAGGAGGAAGAAGAAGCAGCAGCAGCACAGCACCGGAGGCAUCCGCAGCAGCAGCAGCAGCAUCCUUAUUAACGAGAGCGCAGAGAACGGCGGCAGGAGCAGGAGGAGGAGGAGGAGUGAUGAGUCAAUACAACUAAUAAUUUAAUGGGGACACACAAAACGCAGAGAGAGAGAGAGAGGAGAGAGAGAGGCGGCUCUGGACAAACACAACAGACACACACACACUGUGCUGACACAUCGGAGGAAACAACAAGACCAACACAACAACAACAAGACCAAUAUACAAGACCAAUACACAACAACAAGACCAAUACAACAAGAAGCAGAAGAAGUCAUGGUGCCCAUUUUUGAAUAAUGCAUGAAGAUCUGGAGGAGCCCGGCAGCCUGAUCCCAGCCACUCUCCGUCCCCAUUCAUCCCUGUGAUUUGGCCCCCCGUUUGUUUCGCUCCCACCCCUCCCAUCUACUUAUACAUGGAGACAUCGCCGCUCCUCCACCUGUCAACUCAGUAAAAGUGGCAGCGCUGCUCCUCUUCUUCUUUAUUCCGGGAAGAAACUUUCUACAAAAGAGGGGAGAUGACAUCUUCUCUAUGACAUCCGCAGUCCUCUGAUCCCUCCAAUCGAUCGCUACCCCCCCCCCCACCCCCCCUUUAUUUUUUCUUCCACUAUGACUUGAUUGCCAGCUUCCUGGACAAGACCUUCUCCAGCUGAUGAAAGAUUAAUGCACUUUUCUUCAUCUCCCCCCCUUCCUUGUUUUAGCCAUGCUUUAAUUAGCACUGACUGUUUAUUAUUUAUUAUUCUUAUGACUUGACGUUUUUUCCCACCUGCCCUUCCCCCCUUGUUCUGGGGGAGGCCAUGAACACACAAACAUAAAAUCUAGAAAGGAGGAUACAAAUAUUAUUAAAAGUCAGCAGUAGAUCUGCCAGGUGUCUGUGCCUCCACCAGGAAGCUGCCUGUCCCCAAACAAUUUCUAUGCUGUGUCAAGUUGUGAAGUGCCAGGUGAUCCUUAGAGGCGGGACUGAGCAUGGAUCAUUCGAACGAGAAAACUCAGGGGAUAGAACAUUCAGAAAUGUCUAACAAUGUAAGCGAUCCAAAAGGUCCGCCAGCCAAAAUAGCCCGCCUUGAGCAGAAUGGAAGUCCUCUAGGAAGAGGAAGAGCUGGAAGCAUAGGAGGAAAAAUGCAAGGGGUGCCUCUUAGACAUUCCGCUCAUAUGAUGAGGUCCAGUAUCCGAAAAGGAAACAUGCUUCCGGUUUUUUGCGUGGUGGAACAUUAUGAAAAUUUCAUUGAGUAUGACUGCAAAGAGGAGCAUGCAGAGUUUGUAUUGGUUAGGAAGGACAUGCUUUUUAACCAGUUGAUUGAAAUGGCUCUACUGUCCCUUGGAUAUUCUCACAGCGCAGCUGCCCAAGCCAAAGGGCUGAUCCAAGUUGGUAAAUGGAAUCCAGUUCCACUUUCCUGUGUUACAGAUGCUCCUGAUGCCACUGUAGCAGAUAUGCUACAAGAUGUGUUUCAUGUGGUCACACUGAAAAUACAACUACAUAGUUGCCCCAAACUUGAAGACUUGCCUCCUGAGCAAUGGUCCCACAUAACAGUACGUAACGCUCUGAAGGACCUGCUGAAAGAUAUGAAUCAGAGUUCACUGGCUAAGGAAUGUCCUCUGUCCCAGAGUAUGAUUUCUUCCAUUGUGAACAGCACUUACUAUGCAAAUGUCUCAGCAGCAAAAUGUCAAGAAUUUGGAAGGUGGUAUAAACAUUUCAAGAAGACAAGAGAUAUGAUGGUUGACAUGGAUGACGAGUUAUCUCAACAAAAUUCAAAUCAUGUGAACUUUGGUCAGCAGCCUGUGCCCGGUACCCCCGAAAAACCUUCUUCUCCAGUACAGCACUCUAUGAGCAGUCAGCCACCUGUCCGGACACCACUUCCUAACUUGCAUCCUGGACUUGUAUCUGCUCCCAUCAGCCCUCAGUUAGUCAAUCAGCAGCUGGUGAUGGCUCAGUUACUGAACCAGCAAUACGCAGUCAACAGACUUUUAGCCCAGCAGUCCUUAAACCAGCAGUACUUGAACCACCCUCCUCCAGUCAGUCGAUCAAUGAACAAGCCUAUGGAGCAACAAGUCUCACCCAACACAGAGGUGUCUUCCGAUGUCUACCAGUGGGUACGCGACGAACUGAAGCGGGCAGGAAUCUCGCAGGCAGUAUUUGCACGUGUGGCUUUCAACCGAACUCAGAUAGCUCUCCCCCACGCUCCGAUGGUGGACUACUUCUUGGCUUCCUCACGUCCAUUGCAGGGCUUUGGACCCUGCAUCAGUCUUGAUGACGUCAGGACCUGGUGGAGAAUGGGGAAGAAGACGCUGCGGGACCAGUCCAGCAGCGCAGAGGAUCGGGGCUUGCUCUCCGAAAUAUUAAGAAAGGAAGAAGAUCCUAAAACAGCAUCACAAUCCCUACUGGUAAAUCUGCGAGCAAUGCAAAAUUUCUUGCAGUUGCCAGAGGCUGAAAGAGACCGAAUUUACCAGGAUGAAAGAGAAAGAAGCCUCAAUGCUGCAUCCACUAUGGGCCCAGCUCCUUUGAUCAGCACACCCCCAGCACGUCCUCCACAGAACUGCUCAAGUUCAGUUAAAUUUGAUGGUGACCGUUUGUGGACUGAAGUCUUCAAGUCAUCAAAAUUACCACGGCUGAUCACAGUUGAAAGUCAAAUGGCUUUGUGGGCCAUUGAGAAGGUCAAGGCAGCGACUAUUGCAACAGAGAGAAACGGAAGCCUGGAAAACUGCAGCAUGAAUAUUAAUGCUUCCAUUUAUGACGAUAUCCAGCAGGAAAUGAAAAGAGCUAAAGUAUCCCAAGCUCUAUUUGCAAAGGUUGCAGCUUCCAAAAGCCAGGGCUGGUUAUGUGAACUUCUGAGGUGGAAAGAAGACCCAUCGCCAGAAAACAGGACUCUUUGGGAGAAUCUCUCCAUGAUUCGCAGGUUUCUGAGUCUUCCGCAAACAGAAAGAGAUGUGAUUUAUGAACAAGAGAGCAAUGCAGUUCAUCAGCAUAGUGAACGGCCAUCACAUAUGAUCCAUGUGUCCCCAGAGCACAUUCAGCAGCAACAACAGCAGCAGCAACAGCAACAGCAGCAGCCCCAACCACAGCAGCAGCCUCCACCACCUCAGCCACCAGGCCCUAGACUUCCACCCAGACAGCCUACUGUGGCAUCUCCAGCGGAAUCAGAGGAAGAAAACCGCCAACAAACCCGUCCCAGAACAAAAAUCUCUGUGGAGGCCUUGGGGAUUUUACAGAGCUUCAUUCAAGACGUCGGACUUUACCCAGACGAAGAAGCCAUUCAAACUUUAUCCGCUCAGCUCGACCUGCCCAAAUAUACAAUUAUCAAGUUUUUCCAGAAUCAGCGCUACUAUUUAAAACACCAUGGGAAGCUGAAAGACAAUUCUGGUUUAGAGGUAGAUGUUGCCGAUUAUGAAGAUGAGGAGAUGUCCAAGGAAUUUGAUGGGGAAACCCAGGACAAAAAUAUUAGUACACUGUUUUCUGUAAAGCUUGAAGAUAAUAUAACUGGAGAAAGAAACACAGACAUCACUGCAGACCUGAAUAACUUGUCAUAAAGUAUUAUUAUUUUAUCCCAAUGUUCCACUGGCAUUACUGAUUCCAAUUCCAUCCUAUAUACUGUCUGUAACACAUUAUUGUACAUUGUGUGGCCAACAAAUGGUGGAAAAGAAAAGGAACUUGCACAAAAAAGACAAAGGAGAUGAUGCAGACAUUAUUUAAAUGUUUUACUGUAUCUAUAAACUUUUUUUAGCUCCAGAGGAGACAAUGGACAUUAUUUUGAAGUCGGUGUUCACUGGAUAAGCCACAACAUACUUGACAAGCAUGAUGCUUAGUGCAGGCAGAUUGAAAGCUGGAGUCUUGAAACAAGCAUAGAAACCUUCAAUGGUUUUUUGUUUUCUGUUUUCCUGUUCCUGUACACACACUUGAUCUUCAGAGAGCCACGCUUAUAUAUAAAUAGGAGAGUAUGUUACUCUUGCACAGUCAUAGGGUACAGAAGAGCUCUGUACUGUUGGAUGCAGUUUAAAUUGAUAACAUGCCAACAAAUGCCUUGUGUUAUAUGGCACUGCCGUAAAUUUAGACUUUUUUGUUUUCUUUUUAGAAAUAAAGGUCACUGUACUUUUUUAAUUUUCCUUUCAUUUUCAUUUAUUGCUUACAGAAGGAAGAAUAUGUGAUUGUUUGGUCCCAUUAUCUGUAGAUUCUGCAGCAUCAUGUUGUAAUUAUUUUUGGGGGGGACUAUUUUUAUUUUUACUUUAUUUUUGUUGUAAUAUUGCUUACCUUUGUUACCAUACUGAUUUUGUUUUCUAUUUAUAUAUGUAUUUUGAUGGGCAGUAAAACAAAGUGUCUUAAAAGUUUUAAAUAGAGAAAAAUGUGCUUUACAGAGUUGCCUAUAAAAAGUGCUCUAUGUUAUUCAAGCAAUUCAUACUAUAAGCUUCACUCUUAUUGUGGUAUGCAAUUUUUACUAUCAUGCAAACAAGCUUAGGUAAAUAAAACAAUAGAUCACCUUAGAAACUUAUGCAAUUAAUGUGAAAAAAUAAUUGAUGUGUGCAAUGUGUCUUCCCUUGGUUUACAAUCAAUUUUCAAGCUACAUCUGUACAAAGUUUAUGUAUAAAGGUGUAUUUCUUUUUUAUUGAGUUUAUGCCUAUGAAAACACCAGUUAUUUUGUUACGGCUGGCUGUUUUUAUAAAUGUAUCACAGUUUUUCUUUAUGCAAAGAUGUUCUGACUAGAAGUGGUUAUUGACUGUAACUACACAAUUAAAAAAUUGUUUGUAUGGUAAGAUAU